AUGGCCUUCUUGCGUACCGUAUCGCGCUGCAAUAGUCUGGUGCCCCGCAAGGUAACCUCCCCGUCUGCGCCCGGUAAUGGAUGUCUGACGUACUCGAAAUCCGAACAGUUCCUGCGACAGUAUGGUAUGCACGCCGGUGGCAACCGGGGCCCGCUGCCCAGUGCUAUUCUGGCGGCACUCAACCAUCGGCUCGCCCUCGAAGGAUACUCGCUCGAUGGUGCCCGCCGCUGGCGAUCGACUACGGUGGCGGCUGCCUCACCCGUGGCCACCGGUGCACGCCAACAGCAGGACAACAAUCCUUCCACCCCGCAACGGGAUCCACUUGACGUCAGCUUCAACGAUCCGCACGCUGCCUUCAAGAGCAAAACGACGUUCGAGUUGAUACGGGCGUACUUUGUGUACGUGCUAUGCUCCUCGGAAUUUCUUGUGGAAAACAACAUGAAGCUAAUGAAACUGAUGCGAGCCAUACUCGGCGACAGGCUGUUUAUCUAUCUGAUGAAGCAGACGUUCUAUGGGCAUUUUGUGGCAGGCGAGGAUCGUAUCCGGAUCGUGCCAACACUAGAAAGAUUGCGUUCGUUCGGUGUUAAACCAAUUCUUGACUACUCGGUAGAGGAAGAUCUAUCCCAAGAGGAGGCAGAAAAGCGUGAAGUUGAAGCUUCUGUAUCUUCGGCGGGCACGAACCUAUCGGAAGACAGUGCUGACUCGCUGCCACAGUACAGCGUAGAUAAAACGUUCGCCGAUCGGCGGUACAAGGUGCAGAGUGCAAGGACUUACUUCUACCUUAAUGAAGCAACCUGCGAACGCAACAUGGAAACUUUCCUCGAAUGUCUCGACGCAGUCAAAGGUGCAACAUUCGGUACAGGUAUCACUGCUAUUAAACUGACAGCUCUUGGUCGACCACAGCUGCUACUUCAAGUGUCGGAAGUAAUUAUGCAAGCUCGCCGGUACAUGAUGGAUUUGGCCGGAAGUACCGGGAACAUUUUAACGCAUCACAAAACCAUACAAGAUCUCGAACGUUAUCUCGGCAACGUGUCCGAUAAGGCGGAGGUGAAGGAGUUUCUUAAAAAGGUGACUUCGGACAAAGAUGGUAUUCUUCAUCUUUUCCCAUGGACCGGUAUCAUUAACGAGGACUGUCAGCUGAGCGAAACUUUCCGUGUUCCGGAUCCGGUUACCGGUCAAAUGCGUCGCUUGAUCUCAAAGAUUCCACCCAAAGAAGAGGAAAUGUUCCGUAACAUGAUUAGACGAUUGAACACUAUUGUUAAGACUGCCCAAGACCUUGACGUACGUAUUAUGAUUGACGCCGAGCAGACCUACUUCCAACCUGCCAUCUCGCGAAUUACUCUCGAAAUGAUGCGCAAGUAUAACACCGAAAAGGCUAUUGUGUUCAACACCUAUCAGUGUUAUCUGAAGGACACAUACAAGGAGGUGUGCACGGAUCUGGAGCAAGCCAAGCGUCAGAACUUCUACUUCGGAGCGAAGCUUGUGCGCGGAGCGUACAUCGAGCAGGAGCGUGCCCGUGCGGCCGCUCUUGGCUAUGAAGAUCCAACGAAUCCCUCCUUUGAAGCAACAACCGAAAUGUACCACAAAACCUUAACCGAGUGUUUGAGACGCAUCAGGAUUCUCAAAGAUGCGAAUAUUGAUCCGAAAAAGAUUGCCAUUAUGGUUGCAUCGCACAACGAGGAUACAGUCCGGUUUGCUAUCAAGAAGAUGGAGGAGAUUGGUAUUCAUCCGGAAGAUAAAGUGAUUUGCUUUGGUCAAUUAUUGGGCAUGUGUGAUUAUAUCACGUUCCCGUUAGGUCAAGCAGGCUAUUCCGCCUACAAAUACAUCCCGUACGGUCCAGUCAACGAAGUCCUGCCAUACCUGUCGCGACGAGCGCAGGAAAAUAAGGGAGUCCUGCAAAAGAUCAAGAAGGAAAAGCGCCUCCUGCUAACCGAGAUCACCAAGCGGCUAGCAAAGGGACAACUGUUUUACAAACCGAAGGGCAAAUACGUUCCUAUCUAA
Molecule: messenger RNA, 2001 nt
Organism: Anopheles marshallii
Lineage: Eukaryota; Metazoa; Arthropoda; Insecta; Diptera; Culicidae
Gene: slgA
Product: proline dehydrogenase 1, mitochondrial
Exons: 11
Coding region: 1-2001 (666 amino acids)
Cellular component (GO): mitochondrion
Molecular function (GO): proline dehydrogenase activity; FAD binding
Source: RefSeq, a predicted model, not a curated record